Cooperia oncophora is the source of this 552-nucleotide messenger RNA. Lineage: Eukaryota; Metazoa; Nematoda; Chromadorea; Rhabditida; Trichostrongylidae. The record is from the annotation of a GenBank genome assembly.
AUGGAACCACGUAGAGAGAGGGAGUUCUUCAUCAAAUGGAGGUAUAUGUCAUAUUGGCAUUGCGAAUGGGUCAGCGAGACGUUGAUGGAUGUGUACUUCACAGCGCCAGCCUAUUAUCAGCUGCUGCGAAUGUACUGGCGAAAGUAUGAUAGUGAAAAUCCACCCAUCUUUGACGAAUCGACAGCCCAGCGGCACCACAAGGAUAAUGAUCCUUACGAGCUGCGUGAGAAAUUCUACCAAUACGGCAUAAAACCAGAAUGGAUGCAGGUCCACCGGAUUAUAAAUCAUAUGCAGUACGGGAAAACCCAGUUUGAUUAUCUCGUGAAAUGGAAGGAACUCGCAUACGAGCAAGCCACCUGGGAAAGAGAUGAUAUGGAUAUUGCUUACUAUGAAGAUGCCAUAAACAAGUAUUGGAUACACAGAGAGAAAAUGCUUGGCGAACCAAUUCCUAAGCAUAUCGCCAAGAAAAUUGCUGCUCAGAGAGAGAAGAAAGGGCUCCCACCUCUUGAGAGUACUGACGAUCAGCUAAACAAAAAGAGAAAAACGUGGUGA